This is a messenger RNA of Kockovaella imperatae, 1735 nucleotides long. Its product is annotated as putative cytosine-purine permease. Gene Ontology annotation, biological process: transmembrane transport. The record is from RefSeq and is a predicted model, not a curated record. Bases 97 to 1704 code for a protein of 535 amino acids. The transcript has 8 exons. Gene Ontology annotation, molecular function: transmembrane transporter activity. Lineage: Eukaryota; Fungi; Basidiomycota; Tremellomycetes; Tremellales; Cuniculitremaceae. Gene Ontology annotation, cellular component: plasma membrane.
AAAAAUAGAUUUCAAUAUUUUCAAAGACACACGAAUGCAGAUCGAGUCGGCAUUACCCAUCCAUCGACAUUGAAGCUCUCAUCAGCAAAGCUCAAGAUGGGCUACGAGGAUCCAAAGGCUCGUGACAUUGCCGCAGAUGGCUCAACCCAGCAGAGCCAGUCUCAUCUUCAGGACAAAGAACUCGAAUCAGCUUAUGCCGCUCCAAGUCCCGAAGUCGAGUAUGGUGUAUCUUCCUUAGAGGAUAGAAGGGAUGAGGCGAGACCCGGUAAAUGGGAUAGAUUAAAGGCCUUCCUGGUGGAUAAGGGUAUCGAGGAGAGGGGAAUCGUGCCUCGUCCCGAGGAUGAAAGAGAGACAUUGACUGCUUGGAGGUAUCUACCUCAAUUUACGAUGUGGGCAGCUUGGAAUACGAACAUCCUCACAUUCUCAGAAGGUGUUCUUGGGCCUGCUUACUUUGGUCUUGACCUCAAAGCCUCCAUACUCUGUAUCAUUCUCUUCACGGCGAUAUCUUGUAUACCCCCAGCAUAUCUCGCCACCAAUGGACCCAAAACGGGCAUGAGGCAAAUGGUCCAGGCUCGUUACGCGCUUGGAUAUUUCCCUGCAGUGCUAUUCGGUCUCUUCAAUUGCUUGUCCUUCAUCGGUUUCAUGGCGCUCACCGUCAUCCUCGGCGGUCAAUGUCUGUCCUUGGCCAGUUCCUCAUCCAUGUCAUGGAAUGUUGGUAUAGUCGUUGUGGCUAUCAUUUCACUUCUGUUAUCAUUUAUCGGUCUCAGAGCACUCCACCUCCUCUCCCUCACUUCCUUCCCUAUCGUUCUUGUACUUUUCAUCAUCAUCGCCGCUGUUACUGGUCACGAUCUGAGCUACGCUCGACCUGAAUGGACCAGCGCUUUCACCAAGGUCACCACCGGUGGCGUCCUAGGCUACGGGGCAAGCUUGAUAGGCUUCACCGUCAGCUACUCAAGUCUGGCCAGUGAUUUCACAACGAGUCUUCCGGCUCACACUCCUCGCUCGACACUGUUCAUCGUCAUCUUUCUGGGAUAUUUCAUCCCUAUCGCGAUCGUCCAGAUUUUUGGCGCUGUCGCCCAGCUCGCAGCAUUCAGCAUUCCAUCUUGGAACGAGGCAUCUCUCGUUGGCGUACCAAAUCUCUUGUUUGCCAUGACUGGUAGUGGAAAAGCCGCGAGAGCAGUCAUGGCUUUGCUGUGUUUGGGGGUCUGUGCAAACACCGCACCCACUAUCUAUUCGUGUGGAUUGAGCGGACAAGUCGUCAUCCCUUGGCUUGUGAGAAUCCCUCGGUACUUCCUUGCCAUUGUUGUCUCCGCCAUCUACCUACCGAUCGCCAUAGUCGGCGCCCAUCACUUCUAUACUGCCCUGUCUAAUUUUUUGUCCAUUUUGGCGUACUGGACAGCAAUCUAUAUUCCCCCCGUCGCACUCGAGCCUCUGAUCUUCCGCACUCCUGUAUCUCGCAAGACGUACCCUCUCGAAAUUUGGGACCAGCCAAGUCAAUUGCCUUUAGGCAUCGCCGCGAUCAUCUCCUUGAUCUGUGGUAUUCCGUUGAUAGCCGCUGGUAUGUCUACAACAUGGUGGACGGGCUGGAUAGCUCGUAAGAUCCCCGGCGGCCACGGAGAUGUGGCUUGGGAAAUCACUAUCAUUGUUGUAUCCAUCAUCUUUGUCGUGACUAGAUAUUUAGAGAGGAGAUACAUCGGGAGGUGAUCUACUUAUGUCUUGUCCUUGUGCAUAAUAC